AUGGUCUCUCGCCUUCAGCAAUGCUUCAGGGAGAUCGAUAACAUGGGGAGCAGCCGGCCGCGCACCAAGGACUUCUUUGCAGCCCCGACGCUCUCCCUCUCGCUUGCAGGUGCGUUCGCCAGGAAUGCGCCGAGCGGAGACGAAGUGGAAGAAGGCGAGGAGGGGAGUGGCGGGGUAAGAAGCGGGCCACCAGGUGAGGAGGUGGAGAUAAGCAGCGAGAACACGGGGCCGGCCGGCAGCCAGUCCGGCGACGGCUCCGCGGAGGAAGAAGAAGGCCAUGGCGAUGGGGGUAAACGGAAGAAGAGGAGCAGGAAGAGCUACCACAGGCACACCUCUGAACAAGUCAGGGUUAUGGAAGCGGUAUUCAAAGAGUCGCCACAUCCAGACGAAAAGCAGCGGCAGCAGCUCAGCAAGCAGCUAGGACUGUCUCCACGGCAAGUCAAGUUCUGGUUUCAGAACCGACGAACUCAGAUCAAGGCGACUCAGGAGCGGCACGAGAACUCGCUGCUCAAGUCCGAGCUGGAGAAUCUCCAGAAGGAGAACCGCGCCAUGAGACAGCUUGCCAAGGGGCCCUCACGCUGCCCAAGCUGUGGCGCCGCAGCAGCCUCGACCGAUGGCUUCAACGCCGCCGCGGCCAACCAAGAACAGCUGCUGCAGCUAGAGAACGCCAAGCUGAGAGCCGAGGUAGAGAAGCUGCGGGGUGCGCUAGGGACGGCCGCGGCCGACAGAGCCGCCUCCCCUGCCUCGCCGCCGUUCUCCGCGGCCACCACCCAGAUGAGCGGCAACCGGAGCCCGUUCGGAGUUUACGGCGCCGGCUUCGUGGGCCGCGACAGGCAGAGCAUCCUGGAGCUGGCCGGCAGCGCGCUGGAAGAGCUGAAGACGAUGUCUUCCUCCGGUGGGCCUCUCUGGGUGCGGAGCGUCGAGACCGGCCGAGACAUUCUCAACUACGACGAGUACGUGCGCCUGUUCCGGCGCGACGAUGGCCCGGGAGAUCGGCGGACCGGCUGGUCCGUUGAGGCGUCACGUGAAACCGGGGUGGUUUACCUUGACGCGACGAAGCUUGUGCAUGCUUUCAUGGAUGUGAACCAAUGGAAAGAGCUCUUCUCUUCCAUGAUCUCAAAGGCAUCGACACUGGACGUGAUCCGCACCGGCGACGACGACGAUGGACACGACGGCGUGGUGCAACUGAUGUUUGCAGAGGUCCAGAUGCUGACGCCAAUGGUACCCACAAGAGAGUUCUACUUCGCCCGCUACUGCAAGAAGCUGGCCGCGGAGAAAUGGGCCGUCGUCGACGUGUCGUUCGACAAGGCUGAAGCCGACGUCGGCACGUCGCCGCUGGUCACGUGCUGGAAGAAUCCCUCGGGUUGCAUCGUCGAAGAGCAGGCAAACGGCCAUUCCAGGGUGACUUGGGUGGAGCACACCAGAUGCCGCGAGUGCGCGGUCCCGUCCAUGUACAGGGCGGUGACCGCGAGCGGCCUGGCGUUCGGCGCGAGGCGCUGGGUGGCCCAGCUCCAGCUCCAGUGCGAGAGGAUGGUCUUCUGGGUGGCGACCAACGUGCCGACGAGGGACAGCAAUGGGGUCUCCACACUGGCAGGGAGGAGGAGCGUCCUGAAGCUGGCGCACCGGAUGACCUUGAGCCUCAGCCGCGUCAUCGGCGGGUCGCGUUGCCUGGCGUGGAGCAGGGCGCCGAGAGCAGGCGCCGGCGACGUCCGGCUGACCUCCCGGACGAACGCCGGCGACCCCGGCGAGCCGCAGGGGCUGAUCGCCUGCGCCGUGCUGUCCACGUGGCUCCCCGUCAGCCCGACGUCCCUCCUGGAGUUCCUGAGGGACGAAUCACGCCGGCCCGAGUGGGAUGUCACGCUGGCCGGACGAGCUGUUCAGUGUCGCAUGAACCUGACGAAGGGGAAGGAUCGUUGCAACUGCGUCACCGCCUACGCUCCCACGUCGGCCGACGGCGAGUGGAUCGUGCAGGACAGCUGCACCAACCCGUGCGAGUCGAUCGUCGCGUACGCGCCGGUCGACGCCGCCGUCCUGCAGCCGGUCAUCAGCGGGCACGACUCGAGCGGCGUGGCCCUCCUGCCGUGCGGCUUCGCGGUGGUGCCGGACGGGCUGGAGUCCAGGCCCGCGGUGAUCACGUCCAGGAGGGAAGGCGGGGCGGCGGCCGGGUCGCUGGUCACCGUCGCGUUCCAGGUGCUGGCCAGCUCGUCGCCGGCGGCCGCGCUCUCGCCGGAGUCGGCGGAGACCGUGACGAGCCUGGCGUCCUGCACGCUGCGUCGCGUAAAAAAGGCCUUGGGGUGCGAAGACCGCUGA
Molecule: messenger RNA, 2310 nt
Organism: Triticum turgidum subsp. durum (durum wheat)
Lineage: Eukaryota; Viridiplantae; Streptophyta; Magnoliopsida; Poales; Poaceae
Source: the annotation of a GenBank genome assembly